Messenger RNA from Daldinia vernicosa, 1014 nucleotides. RefSeq lists its product as uncharacterized. The record is from RefSeq and is a predicted model, not a curated record. Bases 1 to 1014 code for a protein of 337 amino acids. The transcript has 3 exons. NCBI's taxonomy places the organism in Eukaryota, Fungi, Ascomycota, Sordariomycetes, Xylariales, Hypoxylaceae. Gene Ontology annotation, biological process: mycotoxin biosynthetic process.
AUGGCUGUCGGGUUAACUGAUCUCAUCGUGAGCAAACUGGCAACUUUCGUUCCCAAGUCUAUUCAAAUGGCCAUAGGAACCAUCCUAAAUUUUACGGUGCCCUGCUAUCGUCAGGAGACUUCAUGGGGAAGGGAAGAAGGGAUCGAGUCUUUAGAAGCUCUGCUCGAAGAGGAUAUUGACAUUAGGGCAAGAGCACCAUCGAGGAAGGAAAGGGGCUGGACAAUAUGGAUUCUGACCAUCCUUAACGUCAUUUUCUUCGGGGCGGCCUUGGCUCUAUACUUUGCUGCUUGGACAAGAUAUAUUGAGCGCAAUAUGUGCCUCAGGGCCACAUCUACGUACUCUCCCGUUCUCGAGGAAGUCGACAUACCACUAACCAAUACUCUACUUAACGGAAGUCUUUGGUUGGGAGAUAACCCACCUAUCUGGCGAGGCCUGCCAGAUUCCAACGAAACCAACGAAGCUUGGGACAGCUUCGAGCAUGUGAAGCCCAUUGCCUUAACUAAGGACCAAAUAACUGCCAUGGGCAAAGAUCCCGCCACGGUCGCCAAGUUUAAUGACGACUAUUGGGGCUUAGGAGACGAUGCGUAUGUUGGCGCGCUUGACUUUUUCCAUCAGGUUCACUGUCUAAGUGUGUUACGGCAUGAGGCCUUCAGGUACUGGAACCGGGAAGGCGAAACAGUGCCUAAGUGGAAUGAAAUCCACUGGAUUCAUAUACAACAUUGCGUCGGAAUGAUGAUGGAACAUCUUCUCUGCAAUGCCGAUGCUGGAUUUUUGACUUACAACUGGGUGGAACACGGAUUGCAUCCGUCCCCGGAUAUGAGUGUACGGAAGCAGUGCAGAGACUGGCGCCAGCUAGUCGAUUAUCGCGACGCGCACGGGGUGAAUUUGACCAAGUACGUAGAAUGGACAAAACCUGAAGGGGUCACGGAACUCGAACAGCCUCCAGACUGGUGGGAGUAUCACGGCCAAGGCGAUAGGGCGUAUUACGCUAAUGGAACCGUGAUUAAGAAUUGA